This is a messenger RNA of Balaenoptera musculus (blue whale), 6350 nucleotides long. It is a transcript of the gene DUSP16, whose product is annotated as dual specificity phosphatase 16. Gene Ontology annotation, molecular function: protein tyrosine/threonine phosphatase activity; MAP kinase tyrosine/serine/threonine phosphatase activity. The transcript is spliced from 9 exons. Bases 1748 to 3742 code for a protein of 664 amino acids. NCBI's taxonomy places the organism in Eukaryota, Metazoa, Chordata, Mammalia, Artiodactyla, Balaenopteridae. Gene Ontology annotation, cellular component: cytoplasm; nucleus. The record is from RefSeq and is a predicted model, not a curated record. Gene Ontology annotation, biological process: protein dephosphorylation; negative regulation of MAPK cascade.
UCAAUUGAGUUAUUGGAAAGGGAGGGCUCGGUUAUAAAAAGUUGAAACUCUUAACUGAAUUGAUUUCUGGAUUGACUACAGAUAUGAAUCAGUCAAACAGAGCAUUUAUUAGUGGUGUACUCUUUACACAUCCUGAGAUGGAUACCAAAAGUUAGGGGCAUGGGUCCCUGCCCAGAAUGAAGAUUAUGAGAAUUUUAAAGGAGCUAUAUACAUAUGCAAAGGUAAACAAUUAUCAGACAGCUGGGAAGUGCCAAAUUCAUGGUAUGAAGGAGAAAGAGACUAGAGGAUUGCGGACCUAAUCUUCACAGGGAUAGUAGAGUUUGACCCUGGCCUCAAAGGAUGGUUAACAUGAGUAUGGAGGAAAGGAAGUAGGGGAGGUGAAAGGGAGAGGCCAUUCAUCCAUCCAUCCCUUCAUUCAGGAGAUUCAUUCAGAUUUGUUUGGAACCUCUGCUGUGUGCUAGACACUGUUCUCCGAACCUGGAAUAGAGUGGAAAAUAAGAUAAGGUUUCUGCCCUUAUGGAAUUUACAUUCUAGUGGGAGAAGACAGAAGGGCAGUAAACAAGUAAACACUACAUGGAAAAUCUGAUGUCAGAGAGUGAUGUCUUGUGAAGAUAGUAAUGAACAGAGUAGAGGAAAUUAUAAAGUGCUCUUUAUAGCCCUACUUAUUCUGUGAAUAACCUAUUUUGCCUGUGAUAUCCUGGUGAAUAAUGUUAAUGAUUUAACUUUUUAUUAUUUAUUUGCAGUCCAAACCAAUUUGAAUAGACGUCUACACAUUAAUUGACUUCAUCUUUAACCAAGUUUUAAAAAGAAACCUACGUAAUAUUUUGUAGAUUGAAGCAUGCACGCUGAGUUUUUAACUCCUUGUUAACAAUUUGUAUGCAAUUCUUCUGCUGUUAUUUGCUAAGAACCUCAUGUUUUUACAGUGAGGUUGAUGUCAUUCUUUACAGUUUACUUAGAGUUGUAUGUGUUGGGCUGUAUACUUAGGUAAGAGUCUCCAUUAAGAACGAUAAUCACAAUAGUGCUAUAAAGUGAAGCUAAACUCCAAGGACAGUUUGUUUUGAUGGUACCUUGUAUGAGAGCGCACAAAACAAAAGAUGUACAGAAACUACAAGUAAGCUCUUCAGCUCAGUUACCAGAAAAUGGGGUCAAGGGUGACACCCCCUCCAGGCCUCGUCCACAUGGUGCAGGAAUCUGAUGGACAUGAAUUACCCGUUUCACAGAUGAGGAGACUAAGACCUUAGAGAGACUAAUUUAUCCAAAUCCCAAAGCAAGUAAGAAGUGGCAGCGGACCUGGAGCCGAGACCUUCUGACUCGUUCUCAGAGAGAGCGGUGAUCUGGCUCCUCCUACAGAAUCCGGUCAAGAUUAUAUGAAGUCGGAUAUACAGCUUUUCAGCCCCGUGUAAAGCUGUUGGAGCGAGGGAACAGAGGUAAAGAAUGAUGUAAUGCACUGGCUGCCCCAAAGCAUCUUUUGUUGGAAUGGUUAUUCCAGUCAUCUCUUUAUGAAUCAAAUGUGAGGGGCUGCUUUGUGGCAGGAGGCCUCUGCGAGAGCACAUCAACGGGAAAGAGAAGGAGACAUUCACUUGGAGGGCUCUUGCUGAAAAUGGGUUUAACUCUCCUCUUGCCAGUCGCCGCCAGCCUGACCUCAUACAUCUCAGUACAACGGAGUGGCUGAGCCUUUGAGCACACCACCAUUACAUCAUCGUGGCAAAUUAAAGGAGGAGGUGGGAAAAGGGGACUUAUUGUUGUCAUGGCCCAUGAGAUGAUUGGAACUCAAAUUGUUACUGAGAGGUUGGUGGCUCUGCUGGAAAGUGGAACGGAAAAAGUGCUGCUAAUUGAUAGCCGGCCAUUUGUGGAAUACAAUACGUCCCACAUUUUGGAAGCCAUUAAUAUCAACUGCUCCAAGCUUAUGAAGCGAAGGUUGCAACAGGACAAAGUGUUAAUUACAGAGCUCAUCCAGCACUCAGCCAAACAUAAGGUCGACAUUGAUUGCAGUCAGAAGGUUGUAGUUUACGAUCAAAGCUCCCAAGAUGUGGCCUCUCUGGCCUCAGACUGCUUUCUCACCGUACUCCUGGGUAAACUGGAGAGGAGCUUCAGCUCUGUUCACCUGCUUGCAGGUGGGUUUGCCGAGUUCUCCCGCUGUUUCCCUGGCCUCUGUGAAGGAAAGUCCACCCUAGUCCCCACCUGCAUUUCUCAGCCUUGCUUACCUGUUGCCAACAUUGGGCCAACCCGAAUUCUGCCCAAUCUCUAUCUUGGCUGCCAGCGAGAUGUCCUCAACAAGGAGCUGAUGCAACAGAAUGGGAUUGGUUAUGUGUUAAAUGCCAGCAACACCUGUCCCAAGCCUGACUUUAUCCCUGAAUCUCAUUUCCUGCGAGUGCCUGUGAACGAUAGCUUUUGUGAGAAAAUUUUGCCGUGGUUGGACAAAUCAGUAGAUUUCAUUGAGAAAGCAAAAGCCUCCAAUGGAUGUGUCCUAGUGCACUGCUUGGCAGGGAUCUCUCGCUCUGCCACCAUCGCCAUCGCCUACAUCAUGAAGAGGAUGGAUAUGUCCUUGGAUGAAGCUUACAGAUUUGUGAAAGAAAAAAGACCUACUAUAUCUCCGAACUUCAAUUUUCUGGGCCAGCUGCUGGACUACGAGAAGAGGAUUCAGAGCCAGACCGGAGCGGCGGGGCCCAAGAGCAAACUGAAGCUGCUGCACCUGGAGAAGCCAAGCGAGCCCGUCCCCGUCCCCGUCCCCGUCCCCGUCCCCGUCGCCGUCCCCGCGGAGGGCGGGCAGGGAGGCCAGCCGCCCCUCGGGCCGCCCCGCGCCCGCCCCGCCGCCGCUCCCCCGGAGGCGGCGGGGCCCCGGCCUGCGCCCCCCGCCGCCCAGCCCUCGCCGCCCGACGACGGCCCCCUGGUCCAGGCGCUCAACGGGCUCCACCUGCCCGCGGACCGGCGGGAGGACAGCGGCCGCCUCAAGCGCUCCUUCUCCCUGGACAUCAAGGCGGUGUCGCCGUCGGCCGGCGCGGCCGCGCCCCUGCGCGGUCUCUCCUCCCCGGAGGCGGCCCCGGAGGCCUACAAGCCCUCCUCCGCCCUGGAGGGCGCCGGCAAGCCGUGCCAGUUCUCCCCGGUGCGGGAGGUGUCGGAGCAGACGCCGGAGGCCAGCCCGGAGCGGGAGGAGGCCGGCCCCCCCCGGGGUCCCCAGCCUCCUAGGGCCCCCGAGGGCCCGGGCGCGCGGCCCCGCGCGGGGAGGCCGCUCCUGUCGCCCCUGCCCCGCAGCGGGAGCGUGGAGGACCACUGCCAGCCCCGCUUCCUCUUCGGCCUCUCGGCCAGCCAGCAGCACCUGGCCCCCUCCGCCGCCGCCGGGCUGGGCCUCGAGGGCUGGCACUCGGACAUCCUGGCCCCCCAGCCCUCCGCCCCCUCCUUGGCCAAGAGCUGGUAUUUCGCCCCUGAGCCCACUCACUUCUACUCGGCCUCGGCCGUCUACGGAGGCCACGCCGGCCCCCCGGCCUUCAGCUGCGGCCAGCUGCCCGCCUGCGGCGGCGACCCGGGCCACUCCGUGCGCCGGCGGCAGAAGCCCAGCGACAGGGCCGACUCCCGGCGCAGCUGGCACGAGGAGAGUCCCUUCGAGAAGCAGUUCAAACGCAGAAGCUGCCAGAUGGAGUUUGGCGAGAGCAUCAUGUCCGAAAACCGGUCGCGGGAGGAACUGGGGAAGGUGGGCAGCCAGUCGAGCUUUUCAGGCAGCAUGGAAAUCAUCGAGGUCUCCUGAGAAGAAAGACACUUGUGACUUCUAUGGACAGUUUUUUUUCCUCGUUCACAAAAAAAUAUUCCCUGUAAAUCUGAAAUAUAUAUAUGUACAUACAUAUAUAUUUUUGGAAAAUGGAGCUAUGGUGUAAAAGCAAAACACGGACCAACACCGUCGUUCUAACAUCUGCAUUUGAGAGAGCAGCUAGUAUUUCUCUCAACACAAGUGGAAGGGCAGAGGCUAGCUUUCCCCCCAGGCACAUGAACCAAUUCCAUGCAGUGGACUGCACAUCCUCUCGUUCUUACUAAAUCGAGUUCUAUUUGGUGUCUGUCAGAGGACAGAAGCGCCCACCAUUUUCUUGUCGUGCUACAAAGAGAGAUCUCAAAUACUAGUCCUGUCCGGUCCCUUCCAUAGUGCACCUUAGCGCUGAGACUGAGCCAGCCUGUGGGUCGGGCGGGGAGAACCUAUUAGGAACAGAACCUAAUGGUAAAUCCAAGAGAAAUGACCACAUCCAAAGCUGAUUCACACACCCACGCGCACCUGACAGCCGAGCGAUGCGAGAGCAUCGUUCUGCUGACCGACCAUUAGGGGCCUUGCCAAGAUCUACUAUAGAGCAACCCCAGUACCUCAGACGGAAAGUCGGGGCUUUCACCACUACCAGGCUUGGUGGCCCGUUUUCUAGGCAUUGUGAACAGGCAGGUAGCUAGUCACCCCUUUCAGACCAAUGCAGACGGUCUCUGCACACAUUUCCAGUUGGGCCUGGAGGGAGGGCGUUCAUUUGUUCUUUCUUCUCAGCUUUGUGAGGAAAGGAAGGAAGCGAUCUAGGAUCAACUGAACAGCCAGGAAUCUGGCAGCAUCACGAUUUAAGCUAAGGCUGGGAGGCUAAACAAGUCUACCUCCCUCUUUAUAAAUCAAAGAGUUGUUCGAGAUGGGGCUGUCAACCCUUUCAAUGAAGGUCAGUUUCAAGCCAGACGUGAAUUUAUUCGGCAGCAGCGCAGCAGCACCGUCACGUCCUCAGCCGCGCUAGACAGCUUCCAUUUCGGGUUCAUCGCGCAGAUGCGUUUUGGGAAAAUGGAACGGUAAGGCAGAAUUUCAUAGGAAACUACCAGGAGGCAGAAAACCGCGGAAGGAUUAGAGAAGGAACAGUUGCUGAGGAGACGCAGGAAACUGUUAUUUUCUCAGUGGUUUUUUCCCUUAGCAUGCGACCAAGGUGGUAUUUCUAUAAUUAGACUUUAAUACUGAUAGGGCUGAGAGAGGCUUUGGUAAGCAACGAAUGUUCAGAGAUAAACAGUGUAGGAAGGUGAGGAGAAGGUGGUUGAAGUUUGUUUCGUUGCAAGCAGAGCAGAAAGACGCAGCCAAGCUGUUCUCAGAAACUAACCCCAGCAUUUUUUAGUAGAACGGACAUAUCAGAGUGCAGCGGGACCAAGUGGUCUCAGUCCGUGACCUGCAAUCACUAUGGAAUCAAUCCUGGCAGCUGAAAAGAGGAGGUGAUUAGAACAAGUACACAAGUGACAGUGCUUACCUGCUUUUAAACUUACGGGCUUGAGUUUCGUCAGCGACAGUCUGGUCCUGUUUUGAAGCCUUAGUUCACGUCAGCAGCUUUUUUUUAGGGUGGUGGGUGGGUGGUAGCAGUGUUCUUUACUGUAAGUGUAGCUAGUUGCUGACUCGUAUCUCAGGUUUUUCUACGUGUGAGAAGUGGACAGUCCUGUGAGUUGGAUGUGAGUUCAUGUUUCCCAUGGUGACUGCUAAAACCAGCAUAGAAUGACAUGAUUCAAAACCGACUUGAUUGUGACGAUUAUGAGCUUCAUAGAACAUAACUGGUUAUGCACAAAUAAUGGGCUAUGAUAUGGGUAUAAAAUGAAGAGAGUAAACUGCGUAGGGAGUGCGUUGUUACCAUACUGGAGAAGUUCUGUUAAGAGUGAUUUAGCUUUUCUAUAUACAUGUAAAUUUUGGAUGUAAUCAGACAUUAUCAAGGUUUCACACAGUAAUUUUCGAUGUGUUAUGUACACACGCACCAAACGAGUAACAGCUCCCUGCUUCCAGAGUCUGGUCACAACUGUGGAACGUUUUUGAGAAAUGAAAUUAACGGUUCCAGUGCUGUAUGUUUCAGGAGGGUUGUGGGACUUGGUUUUAAUGCGAUCUCUGGGCGGAACUGGCCUUCCAUCAUUUGGGGUUUCUCUUGGCCACGGUCCCCUUCCUUCCUGUGACCGAUGUGGUCCUGUGCUACACCCUUUGGUCCUUGAUCACUAACGUCGAGUAAUCAGCCCUUGGAAUGGAGGCCGCCCUGCCUGCCGAAGGGGCAGCCUCUCGGGCCAGCCCCCGAGCCACGCGGGAGGCUGAGGGCCGGGCAGGGCGGCGGCUGACUCUUUGCCGCGUGGAAUCCGAGGGGGAGCCCUGGAGCCUACCAGGUGAUACAGAUGGUGAUUUCAUACGACAGAACUAGACUUCGACGUGAGAAAUGCUGGAAAAUGGCUUAGGACAUUUGUAAAGUUAGGUGGGAAGACUGUAUAAAUGUUUAAUAUGAAUAUAGUGUUCUUUUGUAGUAAGGCAAGCUGUUGAAUGGUUGAAUUGUGCAUUUCUCAUGCUGAUGUGUCAUGAAUGUUAAUAUGAUGAAAUAAAAUCAAAACUGGUA